AUGGAAGCACGGGUUUGUAGAGCUUUUGAGUUGUCUCGGUGGCUGGAAAGGCACUACCCAACAAAGUCGAAUCGGUGGACACCAUCGCGAAUUGGCAUCGCUGACCGCAGGGAUGGUAACGGUGGUGGCGUCGCCGACGAAAAGACACCUCGAACAAGACGCCGCGAUGCGAGGCGCGCAGCUCUUCGAAGUCAGAAAUGUGGGCGCCAUCCAACUGGGGCGACCGCCGCCGAGCUCAACCACAGCCCCGAGUCGUGGUCCGCCCAUCAAAUCGCGAGACACUUCCAGCACAUUACCGGUGAAGAGGCAAAAAGAAUUUCCAGCCUGAUUGAAUCUUGGCAGCUGGGGGAUAGACAGCGUCUGCUGGAUACUUCUCUGUCCCUGAGCAAGCUGAAUGCGCUCGGUGGCGCUGUGGGGAACCAGCGGGCCCCCCCACCGCGACCGCCCGAGACCUACCGGCAGCAGCUGCAGCCACAGAACAAAUCGAAUUCUACUCAAAGCGACCAACCAAAGCGGGACUUCAGGGAGGCCUCAAAAACGCCCAAGUUAGAUUCCUCGAAGUUUACUGCGUUUUGGAGACGCCAGGAGGUGAGGAAACACGAAGGCGGCGCGAGGCGAAGAGGCAGUCGGGAGGACGAGAAACACGAACUGAUCGAAACCGCGGCCGAGCUGAAGUGGCUCAUUGCAGAAAAUAGCCGUCUCUUGGCAGACCUCUGCAACGAAGAGAAGUGGAUUUGGACGAGUGCACUUUCCGAUCGGCAAAUCACAGACAGUGUUGUUGUCCAUGCAAACUUCUCUACAACGCACUGGCAGGAACCAAGGUGUCUGCCUCAUUUGACAGGCGAUAAACUCACCGAGUAUUCGUGGAAGAACGAUAUGACGACACAGCAAGUGCCCUGUCACGAAACUUACUGGGCGGCUACCCUCCGACUGCAUUCCGGAGUGCGGAGCGGGUCACAUGACAGAGCCUCUGACAGUGAUCACCCGGUCGAUAACCUGUCAGAGUCCAGUCAACUUCUCAGAGGCCACGUCAAUUCCUCUGUCCGUCACCUCCAAGACGAGAACUCCUCCAAGUACCUCCGAUCCGACGAGUUCCGUGCACGAGCAUUGGUCACUGAAGCAAGUCCCGCUCGUGGCAACCGAUCACUUUGGCUCAUCAGAGAACAACACGGUUUGUUCAAGCGAAAGAACCACGGCAACACAAGCGCUCUUCGACAGCCACCUUUCAUCGACCUCUCAUCAGCAGUCAACGAACGACGAACAAUUAGAGAUUUCAUCGACGACGCAGCCUCAGACAGAGGGCCGCGUCGUCCGGAACAAUUACGAGAUGAUGCACAGAUUUGGCGAACCAAAGGCGGGCUGCCAGAAAAUUCACAACGGAAGGGCAGGCACGGCAUCGCCAACACCACUUCCAAAGUACCACAGCCGCUGGUCCGAGUCUCCAACAGUUGUAAGUUGUUCCUCAUUUUGACAUUUCGAACUUUGGCAUGA
Mesocestoides corti is the source of this 1491-nucleotide messenger RNA. The record is from the annotation of a GenBank genome assembly. Lineage: Eukaryota; Metazoa; Platyhelminthes; Cestoda; Cyclophyllidea; Mesocestoididae.